Molecule: messenger RNA, 2811 nt
Organism: Nematostella vectensis (starlet sea anemone)
Lineage: Eukaryota; Metazoa; Cnidaria; Anthozoa; Actiniaria; Edwardsiidae
Exons: 7
Coding region: 770-2575 (601 amino acids)
Source: RefSeq, a predicted model, not a curated record
UAUUGUAAUUAGGUCUCUAUACAGCAAUGCGCUGUCCGAUUUUUUCCAAACUUUGUCUAAGCUAGUUUGCCACAAAGUACGCGUUACACUACAAGGGAAAGGUAAACAUAACGAUCAAUCAUGUCUGUGGUAGCUUUUGGCCUAGGACUUAUGCUGUAAGACUGAAGGCACUAUUACCGUCACAAGGUGAUGGAUCCUUUUCUUGUUUUUAUUCAAUUGUUUCAUUAUGGAAUAUGCGCAAGUGAUGGCGCUUGAUCGUUGGCAAAAAAAAAAUGUAUUGAAACCCUGUGAUAGCAGCUAAUUUGACCAUCGCUCACGAUGGCAGGGUUAGUUCCCAUGUAAGCGUACACCUAUAUAAGCCAGCGAUCAUAUGGAAACCAGCUUUAGUGUCCACACAUUUGACCGGAUGACAGAACUGGGAUUUUAAAAUACCCUAACAGGGGUGUCCAAGGGCUGGUGUGGCUUCGACCGCGUUCGGGAAUGGGAUUGUACAGAACCAACUUGUUCCUGUUCGGUUUUCUUUAAUAAUCGAAUGCAAUAAUUUAAAUCCAAUCACUCAAUUGUGUCCAAUUACCGUUUCAAACGGUAAUCCAAACUUUGGAUACCCGUUCAGGAAUACAUCUAGUAUCAGGUACCUGUACCUUACUUUAACGGGAGUAAAUAGAACAAACCACGUGGUUCUUGGAGGGACAAGAAUAACAAACAAUACAAUGAACGAUUAUCUAAGGGAAAUUCCCCUCAAAGGUCUGGAUGAGAGGACGCCACUAACAUGAUUAGAAUUGUUCCUGGAAGACGAGUCGCCACCGACAACUCGAGGAGUCGGCAGAUUCACUGUCUGGCGACCUUAGCGCGUGUCUCAGGUAUUUACCUUGUACUCAGCGCAAUACUCUAUACCUACCUCCGUUGUUAUCUAAACGUACCAGACAGGAAAAGCUUUAUAGACCCAAUUCCCUCCGCACUGCAAAAGGUUUCGUUGGCCUCGCUACAAGAGAAAAUCGACCGGACUUAUGUAGAUCACACACCUGAGUUAGUUGCCCAGGGAGGUGUGAGCAUUAAGUCAUUUACGGACAUAAGCACACGGACACAGCUAUUUACAAACGGGCUGGUUAAUGAUAUGAAAGGUCCGUUAUUAUAUAAGACAAGGCAAAGAAAUAACAAUGGGAGAAAAGAUCAAAUUAAAUCAAAGGGGAUAAUGUUUUUCCAAGAGCUACCAAAUAACACUUUGUACAAUGGUGUCAGAAGAGAAAAAAUUCUCGAAGAGUUUAAAAAAGACUGGGACCGUCUGCAUGGGGCAAGAGUCGACUGGGAACACAUUCUACGUCCCUGUGCUAAAAACAGAACAUGGAUUAAAAACACAAAACAGGAUAAAAUGGACAGAAGCAAUGCAAGCACGAGUCGAGUUGUCUACAAAGACAUUCUCCCGGCCGGGGAAUUUAGCAAGAUUUUAAUACAAAGUCGGACAUCCGACGGCCGGAUCAAAAGCCGGGGUGGAGACUCAUGGAGAGUGUACGCGCGCGGCAGGGCCUCUACUGCUGCCUGUAUGUGGGACUACGGCAAUGGGACCUAUGAGGCCCUCAUGCUGAUAGCUGACCCGGGAGUGUACCAAAUAGUUGGCUUCCUGGACUACAGCUUGUGCGAUGGAUUCAGGGACCCUCCCACGGAUUGGUUCGUUAAAGGAAACGCCCAGGGAAAAUACCAGUCAGAAGGGUUGUUAGGAGAACUGGACGAUUUUUUAAUGCAGUCACUUGAUGAGCAGCUGUCAAUCACAAUCUAUCCUUCAAGAAUACCACCCUCAGAGUUAGCCAUGGUAGCUUCCAAGCCCACAAACAGCUUAGGAUGUGACACUCUUUGGGACGGGUAUGGAAGGUGGAAGGAUAACUCUUGGGAACCCUUUGUACAUGAUUCCUUAUCGUGGCAUACAUUGGCCAAAGCCCCCUCGUCAGGGGUACUGUGGGUAUAUGGAGACUCGGUAGCCAAGAAUUUCGCGCUGUCUUCUCGACGUCGGUUGUUAUGUAAUGGACUUUAUCAACGAUGUGAAUACAGCUAUAACUGGAUUUACCCUGUCAAGGCGGGUGAACAGAGAGAAAUUCUCGCCACAGACGCGAAGGACUUUGAGGCACACCGUGUGCUGGACAGCAUCCGGACAGUACUGGUCCACCCGGACAUGGCAACCAAUCACAGCACGCUGCUGCUCAACCUUGGCCUUCACUUCACCAUGACACUUAACUUUACUACAUAUCAAAGCUUGAUUGACAGCCUGGUAGCCAUGCUUAUGCGGUAUCAAGACAACGUCAGAUAUCCAAAGGUUAUAUGGCGGAGUACUACAGCUAUAUGGAAGGAAAAUGCGGGUGUGCGAAAUUUGACGCAUUUUCGAUUCCUCACCGAGCAGCGUAUUUUACUAUUCAACGCUUACGCCAACUGGGCCAUGUGCCGUGGCGGGGUUCCUAUACUUGACGUUCAUCCAAUCACGGACUCCUAUCCGCAUGGACCCAUAGACGUGGUCCAUUAUUACGGACUGGUUACGUAUCCGGUGGAACAGAAACUUGAAAAGCUAAAAGCCAAUGGGGAGCUUUGACGUCCUGGCGGAAUGAAAGCGUAACCCAGGAAGAAUAGAAAGCUCCCGAGCGCCAGAAAAUUUCCUCUUUAAAAACUAGCGCAUGUUACCUAAAAAUCCAGCAAGCUCGAGAUAAUUCUUGCUGACUCCUUGCCAAACUAUAUAAAGGCCCUCAGCUUAUGACAUUAUCUUGGGAAGGUUGCACGAGGCCUGGACAAGACCUCUCUACUUGAAUAAAUCAAAUGGAAGGUCAAAUA